Messenger RNA from Ochotona princeps (American pika), 926 nucleotides. It is a transcript of the gene NKAIN2, whose product is annotated as sodium/potassium transporting ATPase interacting 2. The record is from RefSeq and is a predicted model, not a curated record. The transcript has 7 exons. The coding region runs from base 153 to 779 and encodes 208 amino acids. Gene Ontology annotation, biological process: regulation of sodium ion transport. Lineage: Eukaryota; Metazoa; Chordata; Mammalia; Lagomorpha; Ochotonidae.
CUGUCACUUCCCAGGACGCCGGCAGCGGCAGCCCGCAGCCCCCUAGCCCUCGGCAGGUUUGCCUCUCCUUCCCCGCCAUCUGAUUGGAUAAAGUGGGGGCUCGACGGUGGCCGACGUGGGACAGUCUGGCUGUGGCAGGGGUCUCGGAAACCAUGGGUUAUUGCAGUGGCAGGUGCACGCUUAUCUUUAUCUGUGGCAUGCAACUGGUUUGUGUGCUGGAGAGGCAAAUAUUUGACUUCCUUGGUUAUCAGUGGGCACCCAUUCUGGCCAAUUUUAUACAUAUUAUUAUUGUGAUUCUCGGUUUAUUUGGAACUAUUCAAUAUAGACCACGUUACAUAACUGGAUAUGCUGUCUGGCUAGUCCUCUGGGUUACGUGGAAUGUGUUUGUUAUCUGCUUCUAUUUGGAGGCCGGGGACCUCUCAAAGGAAACGGACCUUAUCCUGACUUUUAAUAUUUCAAUGCACCGCUCGUGGUGGAUGGAGAAUGGACUAGGCUGUAAGGUGACGUCAGUGACACCUGCCCCAGACUGGGCCCCAGAGGACCAUCGCUACAUCACGGUCUCAGGGUGUUUUCUGGAGUACCAGUACGUGGAGGUGGCUCAUAGUUCCCUCCAGAUUGUCCUCGCACUGGCAGGGUUCAUCUACGCCUGUUAUGUUGUGAAAUGUAUAACUGAAGAAGAGGACAGCUUUGAUUUCAUAGGUGGCUUCGACUCCUACGGCUAUCAAGGACCUCAGAAAACAUCUCAUUUACAACUACAACCUAUGUACAUGUCAAAAUAAAACAGACAACUUCAGUAUGUCAGCCCAUUGGACUUUUCAAAGAACUUGUUUCGCAGUGACCUGCAUUUUAUGAAGAGCAAGAAGCAACCAAAUUUAGCUAAAUGUGCAUAGUAAUACAACAAACAUACACAAAGGUUCUGCCUACAC